UCAUUCAGUCUGAUGUGCGUCUAAACAGAAGUGAAUUAUAGUUAGUUCAUGUUGUAAUAAAAAACAAUAGCUUUGGAUUCUGGACACUCAAAGUGUGGAAAAAUGAGUUACUCUAGCGAUGAAGUGAACUUUCUUGUAUAUCGCUACCUACAGGAAUCAGGUUUCCAUCACUCUGCAUACACAUUUGGUAUUGAGUCACAUAUAUCACAAAGUAAUAUCAAUGGUGCCUUAGUACCUCCUGCAGCUUUGUUGAGUAUCCUUCAAAAGGGUUUGGAAUACACUACAGCAGAAAUUACUUAUGGGGAAGAUGGCUCUGAAAUACGUCUCACUGAAAGCUUGAGCUUGAUUGAUGCCGUCAGUCCAGAGAUAAUUGCUGCGCGACAAAAUGCACAUAACACACAAAAACAAGCUAUUAGAGUAGAGCAGGGCACAGGAACUGAACAAAAUGGUGUUGAAGUCACGGCAUGUAACCCGCCAGCGGCAACUGGGGGCGCGGCGACUCCGAGUGCUCCUGAGAACAUGGAGGUUGAUCAGUCCAUAGAAAUACCAGCGAGCAAGGCUACAGUCCUCAGAGGCCAUGAGUCUGAGGUGUUUAUUUGUGCUUGGAACCCCAGUACUGAUCUGUUGGCAAGUGGCUCGGGUGACAGCACAGCCAGGAUCUGGGAUAUGUCUGACAAUCCUGCUACGACUCCUAAUCAGUUGGUACUCAGACACUGUAUCCAGAAAGGUGGGGCAGAGGUGCCCAGUAACAAAGAUGUCACUUCUUUGGACUGGAAUUGUGACGGUAACCUGCUAGCAACGGGAUCAUAUGACGGAUACGCCCGCAUCUGGACCACGGAUGGAACCUUGGCCUCCACAUUGGGUCAACACAAGGGACCUAUAUUUGCCCUGAAAUGGAAUAAACGCGGGAACUACAUUCUGAGUGCAGGGGUAGACAAGACGACCAUAAUAUGGGAUGCUGCGUCAGGGCAGUGCACUCAGCAGUUUUCCUUCCAUUCUGCUCCGGCGCUGGAUGUGGACUGGCAAACGAACACAUCCUUUGCAUCUUGUUCUACAGAUCAGUGCAUCCAUGUGUGCAGACUCCAUGUUGAUAAGCCUAUUAAAAGUUUCCAGGGACAUACUAAUGAAGUCAACGCCAUAAAGUGGGAUCCACAAGGACAGUUACUGGCUUCCUGUUCCGACGACAUGACUUUGAAGAUCUGGUCCAUGAAACAAGAUACAUGUGUUCAUGACUUACAAGCUCAUUCGAAAGAAAUUUAUACCAUCAAGUGGUCUCCUACCGGUCCGGGAACACAGAAUCCAAAUAUGAAUCUUAUUUUGGCCAGUGCCUCUUUCGAUUCCACUGUACGUUUGUGGGAUGUCGAAAGGGGCGUGUGUAUACACACUUUAACAAAGCACACAGAACCGGUUUACAGUGUGGCCUUUUCGCCCGAUGGCAAGUUUCUGGCCAGUGGUUCUUUUGACAAGUGUGUGCAUAUUUGGUCGACACAGACCGGUGGGCUGGUACACUCGUACAAGGGCACAGGUGGCAUAUUCGAGGUGUGCUGGAACUCGCGAGGCACCAAAGUCGGCGCUAGUGCUAGUGACGGCAGCGUGUUCGUCUUAGAUUUACGUAAGCUAUAAGGAACAACCCUCAGGUCUCGUUCCACUUGACGGUCGCGUCACUCUCGGCGGCGCACGCGGCAUUAAGCAAUUGGUUUCGGGUGGUUUAAAAGAGGAAUGG
Molecule: messenger RNA, 1723 nt
Organism: Cydia amplana
Lineage: Eukaryota; Metazoa; Arthropoda; Insecta; Lepidoptera; Tortricidae
Gene: ebi
Product: F-box-like/WD repeat-containing protein TBL1X
Exons: 8
Coding region: 103-1623 (506 amino acids)
Biological process (GO): regulation of transcription by RNA polymerase II
Cellular component (GO): histone deacetylase complex
Molecular function (GO): protein binding; transcription corepressor activity
Source: RefSeq, a predicted model, not a curated record